Messenger RNA from Morone saxatilis (striped sea-bass), 1559 nucleotides. RefSeq names its product relaxin-3 receptor 1-like. The transcript is spliced from 3 exons. Gene Ontology annotation, cellular component: membrane. Lineage: Eukaryota; Metazoa; Chordata; Actinopteri; Moronidae. The coding region runs from base 267 to 1529 and encodes 420 amino acids. Gene Ontology annotation, biological process: G protein-coupled receptor signaling pathway; immune response. Gene Ontology annotation, molecular function: G protein-coupled receptor activity. The record is from RefSeq and is a predicted model, not a curated record.
UUAAUCUGCUUUUUUUAUUUUUUAUUCUCAUAUAGACCUAUUAUUUACUUAUUGUAAAACAGUAAAAUGCGAACAGAGAUGCGUUUAAGUUUAACACACUCGGAUGAAUCCUGCAACUCUGACCUAGACCUCAGACUUUGAGCAAGACAAGGACGAUGGACAUUUUUGAAACCACAUCUGCGCACCUACAGUCUGGAAGUUAGCCUGAAAGAGAAAGGGAAAAAAAAAAAAAGAACAAAGAAAGUCGCCCUUUCCUCUGCAGAAUCAUGCAAAGCAACAGCAGCGCAUCCGGACCCCUGACCGCUCUGAGCGUCUGCGGAGGAGAAGAGAACGAACGCGAAAUCUUCAAACUUGUCAGCCCAACAGGAGCAGCCUCCAACCUCGGAGCUUUUAACCUUUCACUUAACUGCUGGCUUCACAUCCUCUCCAAGGAGUCCUCUCUGGACCUGCAUGGAGACAGCGCAAACCUGGCAGUGCGAGUUCUCAUCGCGCUGAUCUACCUGGUGGUUUGCGUUCUGGGGCUUGUGGGUAACCUCCUGGCACUCUUCCUGCUCCACUCCCGCCGCCGGGGCCACCACCACUCUUCUGUCGACUGCUUUGUGAUGAGCCUGGCACUGACAGACCUCCAGUUUGUCCUGACUUUGCCCUUCUGGGCCGUGGACACGGUGAUGGAUUUCCGCUGGCCCUUUGGCUGGGUCAUGUGUAAGAUCGUGAGCUCGGUCACCACCCUGAACAUGUAUGCCAGCGUCUUCUUCCUCACCGCCAUGAGCGUGACCCGGUACCGCUCCUUGGUUACCUCUCUGAAGAUGGAGAGCCCUAGGAUCGCCACUGCUCGUGCAAAAUGGGCCAGUUUAGCCAUUUGGGUAGUGUCACUGGUGGCUACGCUGCCCCAUGCUUUCUACUCCACCACAGUGCAGGUGUCUACAGACGAUGAGUUGUGCUUAGUGCGGUUCUCUGACUCCGAUUCCGACCACUGGGAUCCUCAAGUCCUGCUUGGACUCUAUCAAACACAGAAAGUCCUCCUGGGAUUUGUAGUUCCCCUGAUUGUGAUCUCUGUGUGCUACCUCCUCCUCCUGAGGUUCAUUCUGAGCCGGCGCAUCGUGGGCAGCAUGGUCAGCAGCAGUGUCACAGAGAGGUCAGAGUCUGAGAGAGGACGCCACCGCCGCCGCUCCAAAGUCACCCGCUCCGUCACCAUCGUGGUUCUGUCGUUCUUCAUCUGCUGGCUGCCCAACCAGGCUCUGACCCUCUGGGGAGUGCUGAUCAAAUUUGACUUGGUACCCUUCAGUAAAGCCUUCUACAACGCUCAGGCCUAUGCCUUCCCCCUGACUGUGUGUUUAGCUCAUGCAAACAGCUGUCUCAACCCGGUGCUCUACUGCCUGAUCCGAAAAGAAUACAGAGCUGGACUGAAGGCGCUUCUCUUGAGAGUGUCUCACUCCGUCCAAAAUGUUCUCACUCUGGCUCUGCGAGGGAGGAGAGUGCAGGAAGCACCAGCCAGCCUGGUCAUGAUAAACAAAGACAUCAAUAUGUGAUUUACCCUGUAAAAGGAAAAGUUUGACAUU